Messenger RNA from Argiope bruennichi, 736 nucleotides. RefSeq names its product sodium channel protein 60E-like. Gene Ontology annotation, molecular function: voltage-gated sodium channel activity. Bases 148 to 681 code for a protein of 177 amino acids. The record is from RefSeq and is a predicted model, not a curated record. Gene Ontology annotation, cellular component: plasma membrane; voltage-gated sodium channel complex. NCBI's taxonomy places the organism in Eukaryota, Metazoa, Arthropoda, Arachnida, Araneae, Araneidae. Gene Ontology annotation, biological process: sodium ion transmembrane transport; membrane depolarization during action potential; neuronal action potential. The transcript is spliced from 6 exons.
GAUAUCUUAAUUUAGUAAUUAUUUUCUGCUAAAGAUGUUUAACAUAUUCUUUAUGUGCCGUUCGUUAUAUGUUAUCGAUCCUACUAUAAAGAAACAAAUCUUUUUCCCAGAAAAGGAAUUUUAGCAACUUUUUUCUUGAUUAUCAUUAUGCACAAAGAAAAUUUGGUGUACGAACGUCUUAGGCCUCAAGAGGCAAUAGAUAUUCCUUUGGCAGAAAUUGAUCCAAAAGUUUCAGAUGAUACAUUCUGUGUUGCUACUCAAAACUGGGGCCAAACAUUUAUCCAUAGAUUUAAUUGCUCACCUUCUCUCUAUUUAUUUCAUCCAUAUAGUGCAGUUAGGCGAGCUGCUAUUGCUUUUACUACACAUUUUGCUUAUGAUAUAGCAUUAACUUUUGUUGCUCUAGGAAAUUUGUUAGAACUAGGUAUUCCUCAAUAUAUGCCACCUGUUUUUAAAAGAAUUUCUAUACUUUUUUAUAUAUCUGAAGCUGUGUACCAAUCAUUAAGUAGAGGCGUUCUUUUUGGUACUUAUACCUAUCUGCGAAAUCCUUGGAUGUGUUUUGACUUCAUUAUAACUCUGGCAAGUUUACCUCAUAUUGAAAUCGUUAAUCCAGCAAAGUUCCAGCUACAGUCACUUAGAGGAAUUAGGAUUUUUGAUGUUAUCACUAUUAUACCAGAUAUUUAGUGGAGUCUUUCAGAAUAAAUGUGUAUUGGAACCACCAAAGAAUCUAAACAUUUCU